CAGAGAGGUACCCGCCACGGAAAUCGGUCUAGCACUGUAUGGGGGACUUGACAGUCAUAAGGACUUAAAUCCUCCCUCCGGCCUCUUCAGUCUUCCACAUGUACUGGCUCCUCCCCUUCAGUCUUGACAGGUGUAUCGGCUCCUCCCCUUCAGUCUUGCACAGGUGUACCGGCUCCUCCCCUUCAGUCUUGCACAGGUGUACCGGCUCCUCCCCUUCAGUCUUGCACAGGUGUUCCGGCUCCUCCCCUCCAGUCUUGCACAGGUGUACUGGCUCCUCCCCUUCAGUCUUGCACAGGUGUACCGGCUCCUCCCCUUCAGUCUUGCACAGGUGUACCGGCUCCUCCCCUUCAGUCUUGCACAGGUGUACCGGCUCCUCCCCUUCAGUCUUGCACAGGUGUACCGGCUCCUCCCCUUCAGUCUUGCACAGGCGUACCAGCUCCUCCUCUAUAGUAUUGCACAGGUGUUUCGGCUCCUCUCCUUCAGUCUUGCACAGGUGUACCAGCCCCUCCCCUUCAGUCUUGCACAGGUGUACCGGCUCCUCUCUUGGCCUGAAAAUUCCUACUCUGACUUCACUGCACACUGUGAGCUUUUCACAAUGUGCAUUAGAAGCUGCAGCAAGUCAGACAGAGCUCCGCAUCAUUUCCUGGCUGGAGGAUGUCCAGCAUCUCAUCUAACCCAUUCUUCCCCAGCUUUGGUGUCCCUGCCCCACCCCUUUCAUUCAUUGAAUUUCAUGCCUAGG
Molecule: messenger RNA, 739 nt
Organism: Staurois parvus
Lineage: Eukaryota; Metazoa; Chordata; Amphibia; Anura; Ranidae
Source: the annotation of a GenBank genome assembly